CAGGUGAUGUAGGAAGUAACGCAGCUCGGCUCUCAACAUCUUACACUUCUUCAUGUCGGCAGUUCCAGAAUCCUCCGAAGAAGCCGCCAAGCGUCAGGCAGAACAGAAAAAACUCGAAGAGAUACUUGACAAGAUAAACUAUUCAGAUCGAUACACAGAUGACAUUUUCGAAUAUCGACACGUUAUCUUACCCAAACAACUGCUCAAAUACAUACCAGAAAACUACUGGGAUCAGCGGACGGGCGCACUAAGGCUAUUGGAAGAUAAAGAAUGGCGAUCACUUGGUAUACAACAGAGUUUGGGUUGGGAGCAUUACGAGGUUCAUGUACCUGAGCCACACGUUCUACUCUUUAGACGACCCAAAGACUACGUUCCGCCCACUCAGCCAGCUCCUCGCGCCAAGGAAGCCAGAAGGAAAUAGGUGCACAAUGUGUUUUCCAAUUAGAUCCGGAUAGUUUUUGCUUUGCACUCGCUCUCGAAUUUACCUUUAACUUUGGCUGGAGUGGGUACUUGUAUUUCUGCACUGCCAUUCUUCACCCAUUCGUUUUCUCUGAUUAUUAUUUGCGCACAUUGUAUCGACUACUCUUUUCAAGCGGUGUAAUGAGGAGAAAUUAUAUAUCGCAGCCACAGUUCGC
This is a messenger RNA of Lentinula edodes (shiitake mushroom), 635 nucleotides long. RefSeq names its product regulatory subunit of cyclin-dependent kinase. Bases 53 to 421 code for a protein of 122 amino acids. The transcript has 3 exons. NCBI's taxonomy places the organism in Eukaryota, Fungi, Basidiomycota, Agaricomycetes, Agaricales, Omphalotaceae. The record is from RefSeq and is a predicted model, not a curated record. Gene Ontology annotation, molecular function: histone binding; ubiquitin binding; protein kinase binding. Gene Ontology annotation, cellular component: SCF ubiquitin ligase complex; cyclin-dependent protein kinase holoenzyme complex. Gene Ontology annotation, biological process: regulation of mitotic cell cycle.